GGUCGGCCGCGGGCGGGCGGGCAGGCAGCGCAGCGCCGAGCGGGGCCGCGGGCCCAUGAGGAGGCCCGGGGACCAUGGGCUCCAGGAUCAAGCAAAACCCGGAGACCACGUUUGAAGUGUAUGUUGAAGUGGCCUAUCCUAGGACAGGUGGCACUCUUUCAGAUCCUGAGGUGCAGAGGCAAUUCCCGGAGGACUACAGUGACCAGGAAGUUCUACAGACUUUGACCAAGUUUUGUUUCCCCUUCUAUGUGGACAGCCUCACAGUUAGCCAAGUUGGCCAGAACUUCACGUUCGUGCUCACUGACAUUGACAGCAAACAGAGAUUCGGGUUCUGCCGCUUAUCUUCAGGAGCUAAGAGCUGCUUCUGUAUCUUAAGCUAUCUCCCGUGGUUUGAAGUAUUUUAUAAACUACUUAACAUCUUGGCAGAUUACACAACAAAAGGACAGGAGAGUCAGUGGAAUGAGCUUCUUGAAACUCUGCACAGACUUCCCAUCCCUGACCCAGGAGUGUCUGUUCAUCUCAGUGUGCAUUCUUAUUUUACUGUGCCUGAUACCAGAGAACUUCCCAGCAUACCUGAGAAUAGAAAUCUGACAGAAUAUUUUGUGGCUGUGGAUGUAAACAACAUGUUACAUCUGUACGCCAGUAUGCUCUAUGAACGUCGGAUACUCAUCAUUUGCAGCAAACUCAGCACUCUGACCGCCUGCAUCCACGGGGCCGCCGCCAUGCUCUACCCCAUGUUCUGGCAGCACGUGUACAUCCCCGUCCUGCCGCCGCACCUGCUGGACUACUGCUGUGCUCCCAUGCCCUACCUCAUAGGAAUCCAUUUAAGUUUAAUGGAGAAAGUCAGAAAUAUGGCCCUGGAUGAUGUCGUGAUCCUUAACGUGGACACCAACACCCUGGAAACCCCCUUUGAUGACCUCCAGAGCCUCCCAAAUGACGUGAUCUCUUCACUGAAGAACCGGCUGAAGAAGGUCUCCACAACCACUGGCGAUGGCGUGGCCAGAGCCUUCCUCAAGGCCCAGGCCGCUUUCUUCGGCAGCUACCGAAACGCUCUGAGGAUUGAGCCAGGGGAGCCAAUCACCUUCUGCGAGGAAGCCUUCGUGUCCCACUAUCGCUCUGGAGCCAUGAGGCAGUUCCUGCAGAAUGCCACACAGCUGCAGCUCUUCAAACAGUUUAUCGAUGGUAGAUUAGACCUUCUCAAUUCUGGCGAAGGUUUCAGUGAUGUUUUUGAAGAGGAAAUCAACAUGGGCGAGUAUGCUGGCAGCGAUAAACUGUACCACCAGUGGCUCUCCACAGUCCGGAAAGGAAGUGGAGCAAUCCUGAAUACUGUGAAAACGAAAGCAAACCCGGCCAUGAAGACUGUCUAUAAGUUUGCAAAAGAUCAUGCAAAAAUGGGAAUAAAAGAGGUGAAAAACCGCUUGAAGCAAAAGGACAUCGCUGAGAAUGGCUGUGCCCCCACCUUAGAAGAGCAGCUACCAAAGACUGCACCAUCCCCGCUGGUGGAGGCCAAGGACCCUAAGUUCCGAGAAGACCGAAGGCCAAUCACAGUCCACUUUGGACAGCCACAAAGACUCCGUCCUACUCGCCCGCCGCCUCCCAAGAUACAGCGCUCGAGGCCCGUGCGCCCUCCCCGUCCACAUGUUGUUAAGAGACCGAAGAGCAACAUCGCAGUGGAAGGCCGGAGGACAUCCGUCUCGAGCCCUGAGCACUUGGCAAAGCCCCUGCGACACUACGCGGUCUUCCUCUCCGAAGACUCCUCUGACGAGGAAUGCCAGCGGGAAGAGGGCCCGAGCUCUGGCUUCACCGAAAGCUUUUUCUUCUCCGCUCCCUUUGAAUGGCCGCAGCCGUAUCGGACACUCAGGGAGUCAGACAGCGCAGAAGGGGACGAGGCAGAGAGCCCAGAGCAGCGAGCGAGGGAGCCCGUGGGCCCUGCCCCGGCUCCGCCCGACCGGGCUGCCAGCAUUGACCUCCUGGAGGACGUCUUCAGCAGCCUGGACAUGGAGGUGCCACUGCAGCCACUGGGCCAGGCCAAGAGCUUGGAGGACCUUCGAACCCCCAAGGACCUGAGGGAACAGCCCGGGACCUUUGACUAUCAGAGGCUGGACCUGGGCAGGAGCGAGAGGAGCCGCGGGGUGCCGGCGGCCUCGAGGCUCGCCCACCCGUACAACAAGCUCUGGAGCCUGGGCCAGGACGACAUGGCCGUCUGCAGCAAGGCCCUGGCCGCGCCCCCGGAGAAGCCCUCAGCCUUGCUGCGGAGUGCCCCAGCCCUGCCCCGCAGGCCCCAGGACGGGGACAGCAUCCUGAACCUCAGCGACAAGGAGGCAGCACCCGCUCCCGCCCCGGGAAGCAUCACCAUUCCCCGGCCCCAGGGCAGGAAGACCCCGGAGCUGGGCAUCGUGCCCCCGCCUCCCACCGCCCGCCCAGCCAAGCUCCAGGCUGCCGGGGCCGCCCUCGGUGACUUCUCCUCAGAGUGGCUGCAGGCAGAGCAGCACAGGCGCACUGCCCCGUGCCCCAGUGCUGCCCCCCAAGGCCCCACCGAACUGCUCCAGCCGCUCAGCCUGGCCCCAGGGGCUGCGGCCACUGGCAGCGAUGCCCUCCUGGCCCUCCUGGACCCGCUUAGCACAGCCUGGUCGGGCAGUACCGCUCCACCAGGCCCUACAGCCCCGAAUGUAGCCACCCCAUUUACCCCCCAGUUCGGCUUCCCCCCCGUGGGGACCGCCACCCCAUUUCCGCAGCCAUCACUCAACCCCUUUGUCCCAUCUGUGCCAGCGGCACUGCCUGCCAUGUCUCUGGUCUCCACACCAGCCCGGCCUUUUGGGACCCCGCCCGCUUCCCUGGGGCCAGCUUUCGCCCCCAGCCUCCUACUGUCCAGCUCUGGCUUCUGCGUCCCACACAGAUCUCCGCCCAGCCUGUCUGCCCUCUCCAUGCCCAAUCUCUUUGGCCAGAUGCCCAUGGGUGCGCACACCAGCCCCCUGCAGCCACUGGGCCCCCCAACAGUUGCCCCUUCAAGGAUCCGAACGUUGCCCUUGGUUCGUUCAAGUGCCCGGGCUGCUGAGGCCAAGCAGGGGCUGGCCCUUAGGCCUGGAGACCCCCCACUCCUUCCUCCCCGACCCCCCCAGAGCCGGGAGCCAGCACUGCAGUCCUCUGCUACUCAAGAGGCCAGAGACCCCUUUGAGGAUUUGCUGCAGAAAACCAAGCAAGACGUGAGCCCGGCCCCAGCCGCGGCCCCAGGCUCAGUGGAGCAGCUCAGGAAGCAGUGGGAGACCUUCGAGUGAGCCCGUGAGCCCAGCACUGAGGGCGGGGGCGGCUGAGGCUGAGCUGCGCCCCUGAGCGGCGCACCCGCACGGCUGGGCUCUGAGGCCAGCCGGCCCUUCUUUUCCUGUUGCUCUGUGUCUGCCUGGGCUCUGCAGGUGGGAAGGGACGGGACCCUCUCUGCCGCCCCUCCUCCCUCCCAUACUACCCAGCUCUGAGGUCGCACCGCUGGGAAAGGCACCAGUCCUGGUCUGGGACUCAACUGGUGCCUGGCCCACCUACCACCACCCCUCCCCGGCACCCCUGUUGGGUUUUGCACUAAAGAGGUCGGCUGGGCCUCAGACCAGUCCUACCCACCUUCCCUCUAGAAAGCCCCUCAAGGCCUCUCCUCCCGAGCCUCAUUCUGCCCUGACUGGCCCAGCCCUGGACACCCCACCUUGACCGGCACAGGUGUCAGUGGCACCCUCAGCCUGAGCUCGUCUGCACGAAACACAGAGGUUCUGGAGUUGGAAGUAGGGUCUACCUGGCGAGGCAUUUCCACCUGUCUAGCAAUAUGCACACUCGUUUUUUGUGAGUCUUCACCCCAACCCCCAAACUCCAGCUAUAUCUGGCUUGGUAGGGAUUUGGGGUCUGAGGGAUCCCUCGUGAGAGACAGCCCCAGCCAGCCCUGCGUGGGGCUGAGAGCACCAGCAACUCUUGACUUGUAGACGAAAAAAUAGCUACAGGUUAAUGUGAACGCAUCAGAAGCUGGAGUCAGACCGCUGUUGGGCGCUCUCCCUUGAUCCUUACAGGUUCUCCUGCUCUUGUGUUUCUGUCAAAUGGAGCUCAGCCUCCCGUCUUGCAGGACUGCUGGGGCAGAGCUGAGCGGUAGCCCCCACUCCCCGGGCUCCCUGGGUCAGGAAGGAGCAGGGCACUGAGCCCUUCCCAGUCCCCGGGGGAGUGGACAGGCGGCUUCUGGCAGCCCGGAGACAGGAGGGCUGAGAGAAUCCUUCCCUGCUCCCUCGUGAUUCUCGCCAGCAAAGAAAUUCCUGAGGCCAACAUCACCAAAGCUAAAUUGAAAUGUUUUGUUAUUGUUUCUUUUAUCUUUUUCUUUUUACUUUAUUGAUUUGAUGAAUCUUGAAAUUGACUAGUUUCAAUAAACCAAGUUGAAAUGUGACCCAGCCAUUUAAGAAAACAACCAUCUGAGACAUGCAGGAAAUUGUGAGCAUUUUGACCUGAUUUCUCAUUUCCUAUUUGUGGACAGUCAGUCUCAGAGGUGUCUGAUGGGACAAGGGUGUCCCUGGAGAUCCCCAGAACCCCAGGGAGCCGUGGUGAAUGAGGGGGGGCUGGAGGCCACCCCCCUGGUGGAGACCUGGCCCUGAGGUUUGCUGACAGAGCCGGGCACACAGCCCCUUCAUGAGUCAGUCUGGCGGCUUGGGAGCGGGGCAGGGGAUGUCACACCUGGGCCACAUGGGCACCUCCAGGUCACUCAGGUGUUUCCAAACAUCCCAGUUUGAUCCAUCCUGGGCAGGCCUCUGAACCCCACUGGGGAUGGGGUAGCCCACCCCAUGGUCUCUGGCUGUGCAAGGGUCUGGUGGCACUGCUGUCUCUUCGUGUGCCAGGUUGAACUUGCAAACCCCAGGAAGACGUGUG
Messenger RNA from Pteronotus mesoamericanus, 4884 nucleotides. It is a transcript of the gene DENND1A, whose product is annotated as DENN domain containing 1A. Gene Ontology annotation, cellular component: clathrin-coated vesicle; cytosol. The coding region runs from base 75 to 3275 and encodes 1066 amino acids. The transcript is spliced from 24 exons. The record is from RefSeq and is a predicted model, not a curated record. Gene Ontology annotation, molecular function: phosphatidylinositol phosphate binding; guanyl-nucleotide exchange factor activity. NCBI's taxonomy places the organism in Eukaryota, Metazoa, Chordata, Mammalia, Chiroptera, Mormoopidae. Gene Ontology annotation, biological process: endocytic recycling; endocytosis.